AUGCCAGAGAAGUCACGCGAGGAGUACGAGGCCGAAGUGCGAUCCUGGGGCUUCAAGACCGUAUUCACCUGGACUGAUUCCAGCAACGCCCAUUACAGCCCACACUCACACAGCGGUCUCACCACUCACCUGAUCACUCGGGGACAGCUAACAAUCUCGUACCCCGAGGACGCCCACCCCGAAAAGAGGACUUAUACUGUGGGCGACCGCGUUGAUGUUAACGCCGGACGAGUCCACGAAGUUUGGAUCGGCAGCGAAGGCUGUACUUAUGUGAUCGGCGAAUAG
This is a messenger RNA of Pseudomassariella vexata, 285 nucleotides long. RefSeq lists its product as uncharacterized. The record is from RefSeq and is a predicted model, not a curated record. The transcript is spliced from 2 exons. The coding region runs from base 1 to 285 and encodes 94 amino acids. NCBI's taxonomy places the organism in Eukaryota, Fungi, Ascomycota, Sordariomycetes, Amphisphaeriales, Pseudomassariaceae.